Molecule: messenger RNA, 630 nt
Organism: Fonsecaea pedrosoi CBS 271.37
Lineage: Eukaryota; Fungi; Ascomycota; Eurotiomycetes; Chaetothyriales; Herpotrichiellaceae
Exons: 1
Coding region: 1-630 (209 amino acids)
Source: RefSeq, a predicted model, not a curated record
AUGCAAGGAGAGAAAACGACCUCGCUGAGUGGUCGGAGUACUGAGGACGAUCAAAGCCCUAGCUCCAACGUGGUCAAGAUCGUUCUCUUUACCCUGACUGGCGCCAUCAUUGCCUUCUUUGGAGCAAUCGCCCUCGUCGGGGCACUUCGAGUAUAUCGCCAUCCAGAACGAUACAUUCCACAAAAUUCAGCUGGCCAGUCGAUGAGAAAUCGAGCGCGAGGAAUCACUCGCGCCAUCCUAGACACCAUUCCUAUUGUCCGAUUUACCGAGAAAACGAAUACUGAACUUGAGUCAGUUGAGCUGGGGAAUGCGAAAAUAGCCAAUCAAAUCCACGAAGAUGUCGCAGGUCAAAUGCCCAAAUGCAGUGGUGACGACUCAAGCAGUGCUACCCUGACAGAAUUGAAUGGCGCUCCUGUCCUCGAUGGAGAAAGAGGUCUGAGGUGCUCAAUCUGCACAGAGGACUUCAGCAUUGGAGAACAGGUCCGACUUUUGCCAUGUUCUCACAAAUACCAUCCUGCAUGCAUCGAUCCCUGGCUGCUGAAUGUGAGCAGCACCUGUCCCCUCUGCCGUAUCGACCUUGACCGCAGCGAGCAAGGGCAGAGUAAUGGUCAGGUCCGAGGUGAAGGCUGA